AGCAAAUGACGUGAGUGCGGGAGGGAGUGGAUCUUGUCAGCCAGUGGUGCGGAGUCACACAAUGAAACUUUACUACAAGAUCGCUGUAGUGGUCGGCUGUCUGGUGGGUGGCCGCCUACUGCUCUACCUGCUGCUGGGCUGGUCGGCUGCCCAGCCCCCGCCUCGGGGAGGCGACGGCCGAGCUUGGCGGGCCGUGCAGGGGUUUCAGGGGCGACUGGUUACUCGCCACCCAACUGCUUUCCGCUCGCCGUCUCGGCCGGUUUUGAACCGGCAGCCACGUCCCCUUCCAAAAAGGCGCAAAAAACUAGUCAGCGACAGGAAUCUUCAAGAACCAAUAUUUCGCCUCCAUAGGUGGAAAGGAGAAGAAUGGGUGCACUUAGCAGUGGUGGCCUGUGGGGAUCGGCUUGAAGAAACAAUGACAAUGCUGAAGUCGGCUAUACUAUUCAGUAUCUACAAGAUAAAAUUCCACAUCUUUGCUGAAGAUACACUCCACCCAGAAUUUGAAAGCAGUAUUAAAGCUUGGCCAUAUUUAUACAAAACACACCUUGAAUACAGCAUCUAUCCAAUCAACUUUUCGGUGGGAAAUCCCCAGGAAUGGAAAAAAUUAUUUAAGCCGUGUGCUGCGCAACGCCUUUUUCUUCCAAUGAUCCUGAAAGAUGUUGACUCUCUGCUGUACGUUGACACCGAUGUUCUCUUUCUGAGACCAGUCGAUGAUGUCUGGAAUUUCCUGAGAUUGUUCAAUUCCACACAACUUGCAGCCAUGGCCCCGGAGCAUGAAAUACCAAAGAUUGGAUGGUACAGUCGGUUUGCACGGCAUCCGUAUUAUGGAGCAGCUGGAGUCAAUUCAGGAGUCAUGCUGAUGAAUCUCACUCGAAUAAGAAGUCAGCUGUUUAAGAAUAGUAUGAUUCCUACUGGCCUAAGAUGGGAAGAAUUACUGUAUCCUUUAUACCAUAAAUACAAAAAUGAUAUCACAUGGGGAGACCAGGAUUUAUUAAAUAUAAUAUUUCAUUAUAACCCAGAAUAUCUAUACGUGUUCCCUUGUCAGUGGAAUUAUAGACCAGAUCAUUGUAUGUACGGGAGCAACUGUAGGGGAGCAGAAGACCAAGGGGUUUCCAUUCUCCAUGGAAACCGUGGAGUUUAUCAUAAUGAUAAACAGCCUGCCUUCAAAGUAAUGUAUGAGGCUAUACGCAAUUUUCCCUUUGAAGAUAAUUUAUUCCAGUCUCUGUAUUUCCCACUUCAGAACAGUUUCAUGAACACAGUACACACUUUAUGUGGCAGGCUUCCACAAGUAUUCCUGAAACAGUUUGAACAAGCAAUGAGAAAAGCAUAUGAGCUUCGUGUCAUUCAUAUAGGAUAACAGCCGAAGGCAGAAGAUAUUUUUAUGUAUAAAGAGAAAUAAAUUGCAGAUGCUGGAAAUCUGAAAUAAAAACAGAAAAUGCUGGAAGUACUUGGCGGGUCAGUCAGUAUCAGCGGAGAGGAAACAGAAUUAACAAUUCAGGCCUUUUACUACUCAUCAGUUCCAGAUUGUCUGCUCUGCUGUUAUUUGAUGAGCCAAUUCUCCAUAUAAUUCUUGAAUGUUCAACCUAGACUUUUCAAACAUGUUUCCCUUCAGUUAUCUAAUAUCUUGUACCUCAGAAGUCACCAUGUGUUUAGUCCAGUUUCAACUGAUUAAUCUUCAUUUUGUUUCAGAGCAACACAUAUCUCCAUUAGUCCAAUCCAGAUUGCUUUUCCUCUAAACACAAUGCAAAUGGUUAUGUUGUCCAAAUAAAUCAGAUUCCGGAGCGGUCUCCUUCUUAUUUCCUCAAAUAAAAACAUCCAGCAUGACCACAACAGGAAAGAACUCUCACCUGUCCCAGGUGUACAAUCACCUUCUGAUUGGAACUUUGUCCAGAACCAUACCUCACUUUCAUCAUACAUUUCAAACAUGUGCCCUUGAUGGCACGGACAUAUCUUGCCUGAACUACCAUUACUCUCAAGCAUUCAUAUAUUUGGUCUUUCGGUACAUGACCAUAGAGCUUAUCCAGUCGAUAACAAUGAAAACUUUCCUGUAUUUCUUGAAUCGUCUAUAAUAUUACAAAAAAUAUAUGCUUGGUACUUUCCCUGUCAUUAGUCCAUUCCGGCUUUCUUCAUUGACCAUCACUGCAACUAAUUCUCACAUUUUCAGUUUGAAUCCCUGAUAGUUGCCACAAACCUGAUUGCACCUUCCUGCUGGAUAUCAGCACCAACUCACUGACUCUUCAUUUAUCAAGCAUUUUUCUGUUAUAAAUAUUGUUUUAACUAGCUUUCAUUGUACGUUGAUUCCCUCUACUUUCAAGACUUCAUAAAUUUCAUCAUAGCCCGUUUUCUUGUUCUUCAUUUUGUUCGGUGUUCUUUCCACCUUGAUUUUACUUGAUAUUACUCACCAUCUAGGUUUUGUAUGGCACUAGCUUAUUCUGCUUUUUUUAUAUUAAGAAAAUGGACAAUUUUUGAGCCUACUGCUUUGGUGCCACCUACGUGAUUAGGUAAUAAUAGAAAAAAAAAUUGUAUACUUCCUCAAAGGUUUCUGCAAUAAAAGUGAAUUAUUCCCAGAGCAAUUGUAUUUGAAGUGUAAGCUAUUUUUUGUAAUGUGAAUCAUAAUCUACAAUAUUUAUGCAUUUGUUUUAAAUAAAAGGUAAUAUUUCAUUUA
Messenger RNA from Pristis pectinata (smalltooth sawfish), 2665 nucleotides. RefSeq names its product glucoside xylosyltransferase 2 (gene gxylt2). Lineage: Eukaryota; Metazoa; Chordata; Chondrichthyes; Rhinopristiformes; Pristidae. Gene Ontology annotation, biological process: protein O-linked glycosylation via N-acetylgalactosamine. The record is from RefSeq and is a predicted model, not a curated record. The transcript is spliced from 7 exons. The coding region runs from base 62 to 1357 and encodes 431 amino acids. Gene Ontology annotation, molecular function: UDP-xylosyltransferase activity.